Messenger RNA from Phlebotomus papatasi, 1507 nucleotides. RefSeq names its product cyclin-dependent kinase-like 4. The record is from RefSeq and is a predicted model, not a curated record. Gene Ontology annotation, biological process: protein phosphorylation. Gene Ontology annotation, molecular function: cyclin-dependent protein serine/threonine kinase activity; ATP binding. The transcript is spliced from 6 exons. Gene Ontology annotation, cellular component: nucleus. Lineage: Eukaryota; Metazoa; Arthropoda; Insecta; Diptera; Psychodidae. The coding region runs from base 250 to 1368 and encodes 372 amino acids.
GUUAAAAAUUGGGGAAGUGCCAGAGUUUCGUGGAAAUCCCGCCAAGCGCUGUUUAGUGAAGGAAAAUGAAAACCCGCGAAAAGGCUCCCCAUGUGAAAAUCAGUUGUGUCCUGACCGUUGCCAAGUCUACAGGCAAAACAACAAAAAGGAAGGAAUUUUCUGUAUAUUUAACCCUCUUUAGUUCGUGUUGUGAAGCAUAAAGUCACAGAAAACACAGUAAAGAGCUUGUUUUAUCCCCUCCUUCAAUUAAUGGACAAAUGGUUUGGCGAGAAACGGUUGUGGCUGUUUGGUAAUCAUUUGCCGCUUCUGCCAAGAAGGUCGCGAGGAAGUAGCCGCAUGGAUCGAUAUGAGAAACUUUCUCGCCUUGGAGAGGGUUCCUAUGGAAUUGUGUACAAAUGCCGCGACAGAGAUUCUGGAGAACUUGUGGCUGUGAAGAAAUUCGUUGAGUCUGAGGAUGAUCCGGCCAUCAGGAAGAUUGCUCUGCGAGAGAUUCGACUGCUGAAGAACCUCAAGCAUCCCAAUCUCGUGUGCCUAUUGGAAGUUUUCCGACGCAAAAGACGCCUCCACCUUGUCUUUGAGUUCUGCGAACAUACAGUCCUCCAUGAACUCGAAAGGCAUCCCCAGGGAUGCCCAGACAAUCUCACCAAACAAAUCACGUACCAGACCCUCCUGGGAGUAGCAUACUGCCAUCGUCAGGGUUGCCUGCAUAGGGAUAUCAAGCCUGAGAACAUCCUCCUAACGGCCCAGGGCCAAGUCAAACUCUGUGACUUUGGCUUUGCGCGGAUGCUGACUCCCGGAGAGAAUUACACAGACUACGUAGCCACACGUUGGUACCGAGCCCCCGAACUUCUCGUGGGAGACACUCAGUACGGGACCCCGGUGGACGUAUGGGCGAUAGGAUGCGUCUUUGCGGAGCUUGUCCGAGGAGAAGCACUUUGGCCAGGACGCAGUGAUGUGGAUCAGUUGUACCUAAUCCGACGGACUCUGGGAGACCUUCUGCCGCGUCAUCUGACUAUCUUCAAUCAGAAUGACUUCUUCAAGGGCGUGACGUUGCCUGUGCCACCCACAAUUGAGACACUAGAGGCAAAGAUGCCACCACGCACCCUCCAGAAUCCCCUCAUGAUCGAUUUCCUCAAGAAAUGUCUGGACAAGGAUCCAUCUAAACGAUGGAGCUGCGACAAACUCGCAACGCAUGCCUACUUUGAAGACUAUGCUGCAAAGAUGGGAUCAGUAGUGGAAGCCAAAUCACCAGCCAGGGAGAAGGUUAAGAGUUCGCUGCCCUCCCUGUUGCCUGGUCCCAAUCCGGAAGUGCGAAUGCCACAGAAAAAUGUGAUUUUGCGAUCUGAGCAACAUUUACCGACCAUUUAAACUGAGAACCCCGAGAGUGAUGUUACUUUGCAAAAUUUCUCUAUAUUAGCUUCAUUUCAUUUUUUCCAAACUCAAUGUAAAGAUGAAUGUUGAUUUGUUGAUGGGAAGACUUAAUAAAAUGAUUGAGCAAUAAAAAAAA